AUAUAUAUAUAUAUAUAUAUAUAUAUAUAUAUAACACUAAAAUUCUGAGUGAAAAAUCCAUUUAACUAUCAUACACUGAUAUUCCGUUAAGCUGCAAUUGAUCUUAAUUCAAACCAAAUUUCAUUGAGAAAAAUAUUUAUGUUCAGAAGCAUCAAACUCCGCCUGGAGUCUCUCCGGGGGCAACUGCCGGUCCCAAGCCCGGGUAAAGGAGGAGGGUUAGGCAUGGGGUUAGCGUCCCCAUCCCGUAGAAAACUAACUCGCUAAAAAAAACGUUAACCAGAAAAAAUUAUUCAAACCUUUUAAACUCUGCCCCAGGAGUCAGAAGGUCUUCAUUUAGAAGAUUUAUGACGCCUCAUGAUGAAAGCCGAAUUCCUUCGGAAGUUACGAGGCCGAUGCUCCUUCUGACAACCAGAGCGAGCAUUUAUUUAGGUACAUGGAAUGUUCGUACAAUGCGGGACACCGGGAGAGCCUUCCAAAUUGCUGCAGAAAUGAGAAGAUACAACCUAGAGGUACUUGGGAUCAGUGAAACACAUUGGACACAAGUUGGACAACAACGACUAACUACAGGAGAGCUCCUGUUAUACUCCGGCCAUGAAGAAAAUGCCCCACAUACACAGGGAGUUGCAUUGAUGCUGUCCAAACAAGCGCAAAAUGCGCUUAUAGGAUCGGAAUCUCAUGGACCAAGGACCAUCAAAGCCUCGUUCAAAACAAAGAAAGAGGGGAUUUCAAUGAACAUCAUCCAAUGCUAUGCGCCUACCAACGACUACAAUGAAGAAGCUAAAGAUCAAUUCUACAAUAGGCUGCAGUUAAUCAUCGAGAAGUACCCAGGAAAGGACCUGACCAUUCAGAUGGGAGAUUUCAAUGCCAAGGUUGGAACGGACAACACUGGAUAUGAAGACAUCAUGGGACGACACGGACUGGGAGAAAGGAACGAAAAUGGUGAGAGAUUUGCAAACCUAUGUGCCUUAAAUAAACUGGUCAUAGGCGGCACCAUAUUCCCACAUAAACGCAUAUACAAAACUGUUGGGGACGAUAGAUCCCCAGACUCAUAUGUUUUAAAUUGUGCUUGCUCGCUCGCUUCUGGCUGUUGCAGAAUAUAUAUUCCAUACCAAGCCUGGACUUCUUCUAGAUAGCGGGGCUGGGACGCGUCAAUAGUUAGGUCACUGAGUAUUGUUCUCGUUCGCAGUUUAAGUGAACUCGUGAAGUUUCAAACAUAACAAAAACCACAUGGACUUCACCGGAUCACACUAAACAAAACCAAAUCGACCAUAUUUGCAUCAACAAAACGUUCAGGAGGACUAUAGAGGACGUGAGAACCAAGAGAGGAGCUGAUAUAGCAUCAGAUCAUCACUUGCUGGUCGCCAGGAUGAAAUUGAAACUCAAGAAGCACUGGACAAUGAAGCGGACUGUUGUGGAUGCGGGGGAAUAGACCAAUAAUUAUCAUGUUAAGUCCAAUGGUGUCCUUGGACUUUAAAUGGACAUUGCCUAUUGGUCGAUAUCUGUUCACUUGUUGAAUAUUGUACAAAAUGAUGUUUUCUAUUUUAUGGUACGAUGUGGUAUGCUUGACUGGUAUAUAAACAAAGUAUGUUUGAAAUAUAAUGAUU
Molecule: messenger RNA, 1604 nt
Organism: Schistosoma guineensis
Lineage: Eukaryota; Metazoa; Platyhelminthes; Trematoda; Strigeidida; Schistosomatidae
Source: the annotation of a GenBank genome assembly